Messenger RNA from Ostertagia ostertagi, 933 nucleotides. The record is from the annotation of a GenBank genome assembly. Lineage: Eukaryota; Metazoa; Nematoda; Chromadorea; Rhabditida; Trichostrongylidae.
AUGGUAGCUACUUCGUGGUUUUGUAAGAUGUCCCCGUGGGUUGAAAGUACUAUAGCGUUCCGGCUCAGACCAUGUACAAAGAUGACCUUGCAGGUGGAUUGGGUGGAUGUGGCUCAAAGUAAAGUGAACCUACGUAUUGUUCCUAGAAUCGAUUACACGAGGAUGAGAGGAGCUCUGCGAACUGAAGCAGAUCGUAACCAUAAGGUGACGGAAAUCGGAGGAGAAGUUACGAAUGACGGCGACUUUGUUAUCUUCGAGGGGAACAGUUACAGGCGUGGUUUCCUUUAUAAAUCCUUCCCGAUGAAUGCAAUAAUUGCUGAAGGUGUUAAGCCGACCCUAGCUGAACUGGAACGCUUCCAAGACACUAGCGAGGAUCUAAAGAAAGAGUUAGAAUCUACCACUGUGAAGGACAACUCGCACUUCUUCGCACCUGGCGAUAAUGUGGAAGUAACUGAGGGAGAGCUGGUAAACCUCCGUGGUAAAGUUGUUAGCGUUGAUGGACCCAAGGUCGUUAUGCUACCUGAUCACGAAGAUUUGAAGGAGCCGCUUACUUUGAAUAUAUCGGAACUGCGGAAAUAUUUUCGACCUGGUGAUCAUGUCAAGAUGAUUUCUGGUCGCUAUGAGGGAGAUACUGGUCUCAUUGUGCGAGUAGAGCAUAAUCUCGUAGUUGUGUUGAGCGAUCUCAGCAUGGAUGAGAUGAAAGCGCGACCUCGAGAUGUACAACUCUGUGCGGAUAUCACCACUGGAGUUGAUUCUUUGGGGCAGUUCCAGUUUCAUGAUCUUGUUCAGCUUGACCAACAAAAUGUUGGCGUCAUCGUGCGUCUUGAGAAAGAAACAAUGGAAGUUCUUAACCAACAUGGAAAGGUUCUUCGUGUGAAACCGCAGUCGAUUCAAGGGAAGAAAGACACUCGACAUUCGCAAGCUCUUGGAUAG